Molecule: messenger RNA, 843 nt
Organism: Yamadazyma jaroonii
Lineage: Eukaryota; Fungi; Ascomycota; Pichiomycetes; Serinales; Debaryomycetaceae
Source: the annotation of a GenBank genome assembly
AUGGUUGAAUAUAAACUGGAAAAAGCAUUGUCCCCAGAGUACUUAGCAGGAGAUGCUAAUGAUAAUAAAGAUAUUUUAAAAAGAUAUGAAAUCAAUUGUGAUAUGGGAGAAGCUUUUGGCCCUUGGAGAAUGGGACCAGAUGAAGAUUUAAUGCCAUUGAUUGAUUCUGCUAAUGUUGCUUGUGGUGGGCAUGCUGGAGAUCCUGGUACCAUGGAAAAGACUGUCAAGUUGGCUAAGAAAUAUGGCGUUAAAGUCGGCGCCCAUCCUGGAUUACCUGAUAAAUUGGGUUUUGGUAGAAGAAUUUGGUUAAUUGCACCUGAAGAUAUUUAUACCAUGGUUUUAUACCAAGUUGGUGCAUUGAAAGCAUUUUUAGAUGCUGAAGGUAUGGAAUUGUCUUAUAUCAAACCUCAUGGUGAAUUGUACUUCUAUAUCGAAAGAGAUGAUGAAAUAAAGAAGGCGGUUAUGAAGGCUGCAAAAGUUUUUGGAGUUCCAUUGGUUGCCGCUAAAAGUGCUCCAUAUUUGGAGAUUAUCAAAAGUGAAAAUCAGCAAUUGAUCCAAGAAAUUUAUCCUGAUUUGAAUUAUAAUCCAAAGGGGGAUUUGUGUAGAAUUAAGGCUGGACCUAAAACUGUUAGAACUCCAGAAAUGAUUUAUGAUUGUAUUAUGAAAGCUGGUAUGGCUGAUCAAUUAGUUGAUAUUGAAGGCAAUACUUUAAAUAUCAAUUACAAUGGUAGUCCAAUUACAUUCUGUUUACAUAGUGAUAUGCCAACAGCCUUAGAAAAUGCCAAAUUAGCAAGAAAAGCUGUUGAUAACUUAAAUGAUCAUUAUGGCUUUACCAAGAAAUGA